AAAAGAGAAUCUCCGAAGAAAAAAAUUUAAAAAAAUUUUCGAUGGCGACGUCAAAGCUUCAAGCGCUCUGGAACCACCCGGCGGGACCCAAGACUAUUCAUUUCUGGGCUCCAACUUUCAAGUGGGGUAUAAGCAUAGCUAACAUUGCAGAUUUCCAGAAACCUCCAGAGAACAUUUCAUACCUUCAACAGAUUGCUGUGACAUGUACUGGAAUGAUCUGGUGUCGUUGCAGCACUGUAAUCACUCCUAAAAACUGGAACUUGUUUAGUGUUAAUGUUGCUAUGGCAGCUACCGGGUUAUACCAACUUACUCGUAAAAUAAAGUAUGAUUAUGCAACCGAAGGAGAAGCUGCUGUUGAAAAUGAAUGAUGAUGAUGAAAAAUUAGAAAGUUUUUUUUGAUGAAAAAAUUUAUUGUAACUGGAUAUCUCUUUUUUCAUCAUAUGCCA
Eutrema salsugineum is the source of this 446-nucleotide messenger RNA. RefSeq names its product mitochondrial pyruvate carrier 2. Gene Ontology annotation, biological process: pyruvate import into mitochondria. The transcript is spliced from 5 exons. The record is from RefSeq and is a predicted model, not a curated record. Gene Ontology annotation, cellular component: mitochondrial inner membrane. NCBI's taxonomy places the organism in Eukaryota, Viridiplantae, Streptophyta, Magnoliopsida, Brassicales, Brassicaceae. The coding region runs from base 42 to 368 and encodes 108 amino acids.